AUGUUCGAAAGACGCCCCAAAGCCCGCCGUCUCAGAGAAAGGCAUUUUGAUGCAGGCGUCUGCGUGGGGGGCACCUGCAAAUGCCUUAUCGGCUGGGCAGGCACGGACUGUUCUCAGCUGCAAUGCAACGACGGCGUCUGCCCCACCGGCUACACCUGCGACCCGGUCUCGGGCGUCUGCCUCACGGCGACCGCGUUCCCGUCGCCCUCACCUUCCGCGUCGCCCGCAAGCCCCGUCCAGCCCGCCCCUUCCUUCUCCCCGAUCCCCUCCCGUUCCCCAUCGCCUUCGGCGUCCGCAUCGCCGUCCGCAUCGGCCCUCCCGCCGUCCGCAUCCCCCAGCCCGUCCGUACAGCCGUCGCCGUCCGCGCGGCCGCUCACGGCACCAUCAGUUGUAUCCGGCAUUGUGUACUAUGGCUACCUGGCCAACUGCACGCUGUGCAUGGACGCAAACGGCAAUCGUCGGUGCGAUCUGGGGGAGGCGACGACCAUUACGAACGCGACUGGCGGCUUCGAGUUUCGACAGGUGACAAUCCAAAACUACGGGCCAGUCAUGCUCCGUCUCGGCGACCCGUCUUGCGUCGACAGCCUUACAAACCUCUUCCCCACCACGAUCAUGGUCGCCCCCCUGGGUUCCGCCGUGGUUAGCCCGCUAACCACCUUCGUCCAAGCGCUGAUGGACGUCGGUUUCGUGACUGAGAGCCAAGCAGAAUCGGCGGUCAGGAACGCUCUGCGGCUGCCAUCGACGGCUCAGAUCACGUCAGGAGAUCCGAUCCAGGGAGUACUGGCGGGAACUGCGGGGAGCUUAGAGGUACUCAAGGCGGUAGGGUAUCUAAACAACGUGGCAGCGCAGUUCGGUUCCCUCCUUGCUGGAGCGACCACAACUCGGUCGCCAUCCGUCGAUCUGGCCCUCUCCCGGUCCGUGUACCGCGCCAUGGCGACCUUCCUCCUCGAAAACCAGGCUCUGCCGUCGCCGGCAAAAGCCAGCCGCGUUCCGUCCUCCGCAUUCGCUGACUCGGCGCCAACCUAUGCUGUGACGUCACUCCUCGACGUCAGCACCUGCUCGGAAUUGGCGGGGUGGCCGGGGAGCUGCUCGGUUGGACCAACCCCGGUCAUGGUUAGCGAAAACCGGGAAACUAACCCGGGCAUGGGAUUGAUCGUUCCACGAAGGGCGGCCGAGCAAGCGAGCCUUUACGACGCAAGCUCCUCGUCAUCCCUGAACCUGACUGACGUCAGCACUCUCGAGGGCAUCGUGGACCUAUCCGUCAGCGACGCCGUUUCCGCGGGAGCCCUUCCGUCCGGCGCCGACGUCAGCGCCAACGUGGCGGCGUCCGUGGUGCGCCUCGCGGCCGCGUCGAACGCGAUGGUGGCCGCGAUCGGCGCGGGCAACGGCACCCAAACCCUCCAAACCCUAAGCCAGGCCGCGGCGACGGCGCGCGGGUCCGUGCUCGACUCGAUCCAAGAGAUGAGCGCCGGAAACAUCACCGUCGCGACUUUCACGGCGAACAGCGCGCCGGAACGGCUGGCGCUGAUCGCAUCCACCAUGCGGGUCGCCGCGGUGACGUCACCAAGCGCGGACGCGCCCGCGAGCGCGCCAGUCGCGCCGCCCCCGCCCGCGGCCGUUGCGCCGGCGGUUACGGUGGUGCAAACGGCGGGAAACGGAGUGUACUUAAUCGGAGGUUUAUUGGUGGGUUUGUUUUUGGUACUGGGCGGAACGAUCGGGUUCAUUUUCUGGAGGUGGCGGCGGAUGCAACUAGAGAGGGAGAAGAAUCCUGACGGCUGGAACGCGGAUACAGUCGGCAGGACUACGCGGGGCUCGAAGCGAUCGCGGUCGAAACGUCGGUCGAGAAAAGUCACGGGCGAAGCGGAAGAGGGAGUAAACUCUGGGGCUCACACGGGAGAGGAGAACGGGGACCGGAAGGAAGGCGAGGAGGAGUUGAACGGGUCCGGAUCGGAGCGGAACGGAACUGUGAGCGAGAGUGUCGUUUCCGACGGGGACGCGAGCGUUACUCAGAGCGAAACAGAGCCUGAGGACCAUGGGCGACGUCACGGCAGAGGCGCCGGACGUCAGCAACGGAUUGACGGAGAGUAUUCCGACGGUUCUGGCGAGUCCGAUGGGCAGUCGGACGAGGAAGACGUCGGCAACCGGUCUCAGAGGCACCGUCAAAAGCAGUCGACACGGGGGAGGCCCCGUUUGGCGAGCGGUCGUCGGUCUUCGGCGGGGGAAAGCGAGAGUGAGGAGCUGGACAAGGCCCUGGUUUUGAACCGGGGCGAGAGCACCGCUGUCCAGCUUUCGAAGAACGGCCGCAGACCGCAGGGUCUAAGAGGAUCUCAAGAGGAACCGGGACUCGAGUCGCAAAACAGCGGUUCGUACAUCUACGCCCCACAACAGAUCAUCAUCAUCAACCAAGGGAACGGCGCCGAAGGCGACGCGCGGCCGCACGCGCGCGGGCAAACCCCUCAAACCCCGAGGUACGGGCCGCAGCGCAACGUGCCGCAGAUCGCGGCGACCACAACCGCGACGCUCGCGCUCGAGGCGGCGCCGCACAAUGCUGACGAGGAGCCCUACGUCACGGUGCCGUCAGAAGACGACGGGAGGGGCAAUGGGUUCUCGGUGACAGAGGUAAUGGACGAGUCCGCUUCCGAGAGCGCAACGGACGGAUCGGAACGGUUGGAAUGGGCGAAACGGAUGGUGAGUUCGCCCCGAGCCGGCGCAGAGCUGUCAGGUGACAGUAAGGGAAAGCUGGUUAACCAAACCUCGCCUUCGGUCAAGGAGAGCUUUUCCACGACGGAAGACGGAUCGCUCUUUAGCACGUCGUUGUCGCCACCCUACGUGAACCAAUCUCCUCCGCCCGCCUCAAGAAAAAAAGUUCCGACAAGCAAACCGGCGCCUCCCUCACAAAAGGCUAUGCCCGUCAACGAGAGCUUUGCGCCUACAGAAAAUGAACUCAUGGUUAGCACGGUCAGUGCCCCGGUUGGCGGCAACCCACCUCGGGUUAGGCAGAACCCAGAGCGCGCCCCGGUUGACAACGUUCCGGUCCGCCAAAAACCAACGCAGCCGCGAAACGCUCAACCGGUGCAAGAGAGCUUUUUGGUCGCCGAAACCUCUAGCGGCAGCCUACCGCAAACGAGAGCGGCUCCUGCGAAGAAACCGGUGUCCGCUUCCCCGCAAGCCACGAGAACCGCGCCAGCUUCUGAUGGGCGGCGGCCCAAUGACGGUGCGCCACGUGAGCAAGACGAGCCCGGGGUUCAGGGUUUGGGACCCGCGCGAGCCGCGUCGCCCGCGAAGAGGCCGGUCCCACAAAGGGCGGCCCCGGUUCCUACCGGGCAGGUUCCGCCGCUCUCCGGGCCAGGCGCUGCGCCCACCGGGGCUGCCAUCAGGAAGCCGGUGUCCUCCCCGAUCAGGCCUGACUCCGCUCCAGCCAGGCCGGAUUCCGCUCCCAUCCGACCGGCCGGCGAAGGCGCCCCGAGGGUCGCGGCGCCCAGGCCGCAAAGCGCAGUGGCGCCCGGCGACACGUUGAGCUCAAACGCGCGGCAGCCGUCGCCCAAAAAACAAAUUGUCCGGGCCCCUUCAAAGCCGGCAUGGGAGGAGAGCCAGACGGUCGAAGGCGGGGAGUUCCGACCGGUAGAAGGGGUCGGGGGAGCCGGGACUAGUGGAACUGAUCGGAAAGUAAGCCCGGUGCGUACCAAAAGCGGAGGGAAUACCGCGGGGGCGAAGCAGCCGUCACCCCCGCAGAAGGGGGUUCCGGUCACGCACGCGCGGCCCCCCCCAACGGCGUCGACCAGCGCGUUCACAUUCGAAGUCGAUGCGCCGGAGGAAGGAUCCGGUAGCCAAUUGAAUCGCUCUCCAAGCGGGAAGACGGCAGCUCGACCCGGUUCUGCAAACCCGGCUGCCCCUAACCCUCCCGCUUCAAGCGGGUUCGCGUCGAUCUCUCUCGCGUUGAUGAAGAAGGGCGCGCCCCCUGACGUCAGCAAGCAGGCGUCGAAAGGACGUCAGCCGGGGUCGCGCAAGGAGCCGGUGUUGGAGCGACAGGCGAGCACUGAGAUACCCGUCACAGUCCUCUCUGCUAGUCGGAGCAAGACUCCUCAGAGGGGGGAUCCGUCGCAGGCACAAGAGCCCCCCAGCCCGCGGACUAGGGAUAUGAUGAGCGCGGCUGGUAGCGACCAAAGCGCUCGGGUUGGCUCCCCGAGAGCCGUUCCUGGAGGAGGGGCGACCAUCAAGCGUGCCCCGGGGCCGCCCGGAGGAGCGAACGGGAAAAGUGCGCCCGUUGCCGACGUUGUGAUUGACCUUAGUCGCAAAGGUGCGAGGUAGCUUUGAAUUCAGUAGAUGAUGAGAUGGUCUUGUGUGGGCAGUCAAAAUUGCAUGUGAUCUGGUUGGCCAAGCUCUGUUUUGGGCAGAGCUCUUGCGACAGCUUUAGGCUGGAGGUCAACGAAGCAGUUAGUAACGCGUCUUGCACAGCUCUUGCACAGCUCCUGCAAGAACUGCUGCUCGUGUAGAGCUUUUCCUGAACAAGCUGCAGAUAACAUCUUGAAGCUCCUCCGAC
Molecule: messenger RNA, 4540 nt
Organism: Klebsormidium nitens
Lineage: Eukaryota; Viridiplantae; Streptophyta; Klebsormidiophyceae; Klebsormidiales; Klebsormidiaceae
Source: the annotation of a GenBank genome assembly